Molecule: messenger RNA, 2451 nt
Organism: Pochonia chlamydosporia 170
Lineage: Eukaryota; Fungi; Ascomycota; Sordariomycetes; Hypocreales; Clavicipitaceae
Product: transcription factor btf3
Exons: 4
Coding region: 1-2451 (816 amino acids)
Cellular component (GO): membrane
Source: RefSeq, a predicted model, not a curated record
AUGGCGUCGCAACACAGCGCUGACGGUCAGUACGAUGAUCCAGAGCGCAAUCCCCAUGCCUCUGCGAGCAGGUGGCGCCAUCAAGAGUCGUCGGCCUUUCGCCGCCAUGCCGGACAAGCACAUCCUCAAGCUCGCGAUCCCGUUUCCACCGAGGGGACGACUGGCGACCUUGCCAAUUUCCUGAAUUCGUCAAGAGUAGAACCGACGGGUGAGACCAACGGCGGCGGAAACUUUCAGCCCAUUACCGUUGCCGCCGCCGUGUCCAACGGAGAGCAACAGCAGCAGCAGGACGGCGCCGAUGCUGAUGAAGGUGGUCGCGGCGAGCUCCCGGCGGAUGGCAAGGAGGUUGUUUGCGGGCCGCUGCUCAACUACCGCCGCAUGGAGCAGAAUCGAUGGUAUGGCAGCGUUCUGGUCGUCACCAAGGGCGGAGGACAGGAUGUUUUAUACCAGCCCAGCUUGGUUUUGCGCCGCGUCGGCGAAGCUGCCAGUGUCGCGUCGCAAAAUGGAGUCAACGGCGCGGUUGGCCAAGAUGCCAAUGCUGUCGCCGCCGCCCAGGGAACCCAAUUCGAAGGCCAGCGCCUUUACUCUGACCCAAGAAACACAUUCUGGGUCUUUACCAUUGACGUCCCCAUCGAAGCCCGCGAGGUCAAGUACGAGUACGAAAUUCCCGAUGUGCGCUACUCUCGUGAACACAAGCCCCGAGUCAAUAGCUUCUUCAUACCGGCAGCCGACGAGUCCAUGCGCGUCAUGUUCCACUCGUGCAACGGAUUCAGCGUCGGCACUGACGAGGAGGCCUUUAGCGGUGCACCCCUGUGGAAGGACGUCUUGCGAAAGCAUGAGCGAAUACCAUUCCACGUCAUGUUGGGUGGCGGCGAUCAAAUCUACAAUGAUGGCAUCAGGGUCAACGGCCCUCUCCGUCAGUGGACCGACAUUCGCAACCCCAAGAAGCGGGCAGAAUUUCCAUUCCCAGAGAGUCUGCGAGCAGAGUGCGACGACUACUACCUGAAGAACUACAUUCGAUGGUACAACUCGGCGCCUUUUGCUCUGGCUAAUGGCCAGAUUCCGCAGGUGAACAUUUGGGAUGACCAUGAUAUUAUUGACGGCUUCGGCUCAUAUGUCGACAACUUUAUGCGCUGUGACGUGUUUCGCGGCAUCGGCGGCACGGCUCACAAAUAUUAUUUGCUCUUUCAACACCAUCUGCCACCACCGCCGUCGACGUACACCUCUGACCAUGUCGAUGCCAAUGGAGAUAGUCCAGGUCCGGAUCCCAACCAAUUGAUCAAUACCUUUGUCGCGGAGCCAACGCUGGGACAUCAAUACAUUCGCGGCUUGAAGCCUGGGCCGUAUGUGGCUGAGCAUUCGCUCAACAUGUUUACUCGGCUUGGAGCCCGCAUGGCCAUGUUGGGAAUUGAUGCUCGAACUGAACGUACACGCCACCAAGUUAACUAUCCGGAGACGUACAAACUCAUUUUCGAGAGGCUUCGAAAGGAAUUGGCCGACGCUGUCAGUUCUGGGCGUCCCAUCAAGCAUUUGAUUUUACUGCUCGGUAUUCCCAUUGCGUAUCCGCGUCUGACAUGGCUGGAAAACAUUCUUCGAAGCCCCAUCAUUGGGCCCAUCAAGUUCCUUCAUCGUCGGUUUGGUGUCGGUGGCGGUCUUUUCAACCAGUUUGACGGCAGUGUCGAUCUUCUUGACGACUUGGACGACCACUACACCGCAAAGACGCACAAAACCGAGCGCCGAAACCUCGUCGAGGGCCUACAAAAGAUUGCCGCGGAAUUCUCCGUCAGAAUCACGAUUCUCGGCGGCGACGUGCACCUGGCGGCUCUAGGACGUUUCUACUCCAACCCCAAGCUCAAGCUGCCGGUCGAAAAGGACAAUCGCUACAUGGCCAAUGUCGUCUCAUCAGCCAUUGUGAAUAAGCCUCCUCCACAGGCGGUUGCCAACCUCCUCGCUCGACGAAACAAGAUUCAUCAUCUCAACGGACAGACGGACGAGACCCUCCUGGACUUUUUCAACAAGGACCCUGGCGAAUCGACCAAGACGGCUGACCACAACCACUGCACCAUGCCCAGCCGAAAUUUCGCCAUGCUGACCGAAAACUCGCCCAACAAUGCUGCAACGAGCACGAACGGCGAAGCGUCAGUAGAUGGGUUAGCCCACGAGGCGACAACAUCAUUCAUUGGCAGGGAUGGCCACUCGGAGAUGCAUCGUGGCGAGGUUCAUGCCGGAACCAAGCACAAGUCGGCGUCUGAUGGACAUGGUCGAGGCAACGAUGGCAGUCUAGAUAUUCGCAUCAACGUCGAGAUUGACCAACACAGCGCCGAGGGUGAAACGGAGGCGUACGGAUUGACUGUUCCCUUGCUGCAGUAUGAAAAACCCGCGACACCAGGCUCAAGGCCUGUCACUGGACGGUCAACACAGGCGAAUUCUGAGGUUGCGACAUCACAAUAG